Pomacea canaliculata is the source of this 1201-nucleotide messenger RNA. RefSeq lists its product as uncharacterized. The transcript has 3 exons. Bases 743 to 1081 code for a protein of 112 amino acids. NCBI's taxonomy places the organism in Eukaryota, Metazoa, Mollusca, Gastropoda, Architaenioglossa, Ampullariidae. The record is from RefSeq and is a predicted model, not a curated record.
CACAGUGAGCCGCCUAGCCCUAUGAUCUAUUUUUAUUUGUUGUUUAACCUCCUUGUUUAGACAAAUCACCACAAUUUAAACACAAUAUCAGUAUUUGUUGCAGGCUGGAGAUGAUUAGCACGCCAUGACACAUGACACGAUGGUAACUGGAUGGGUGGGUUACAAAAUAGCAGAUAAUUCGAUAUCAGAUAUUCAAAGCAGGUUCAUUUGUAAGUCAACGAAAGCAAUGAGAUAAAAAAAAAAAAAAAAAUAAUCCAGUGACAUUUUCAAAGAAAUAAAAAAAAAUCUUGAUUUAAUGUGAUGUAGAAAAAUGCGAUUUUAACGGGUUCGUGUAUCGCGGAUGUGAAGCAGAUUUCUGGCGGAGGAAGAACCAGUUGACAGCAAAGUCUGCUUCUUGUCACGUGACCAAAAAAUUAAACUCCGGGACGGAGCAAAUGAGCGCCGCCUGGUGUUUCUAGAUAUGACCUCUCGCAAAAUCUCGCCACGCGCUUUCCACGCCAGGGCGCAUGCGCGGGACGUGCCGUUGUCAGAAUGCUUGGCAUUGACAGCCCAUCCAGCGAUGCGGGCUUUUUUUUUUUUUUUCCAAACAUAUUAAAGGUCCAGAUUGACUAGUCAUCUGCGUGAGUCAGCCUCCUCGAUAUACGACAGGCCGUGAAGUUUGAGAGGCGACCGCGGUGUCUACUCCCAGACGGAUCCUCAGCAUCAUUAAAGCAGAAGGAGUGAGGCCGAUGGUGACUGAACGAUGUUUGACGAUCAUCGAGGCUUGGAGAUGAGGAAGGGGUCUUGGUCAAAGACUAACUAUCGUGACCCGAGGGAACAGCACAAAGGCACUCUCAUGACAGGAUCAGUUCACGCUGACGCGUCUUCCGCACCACCACAGCCUUCAACUCCACAUGAAGAUCCAGCGAGGCGGCAUCUGCCUUUGUCUCCAGCACUGGGGUUUGGUUCACGGUCGACCUGCAGCACGCCUGAACAUGUCUGCAUGCAUCAAUUGUGGCUGCAGUAUCAUUCCCGCCAUGCCAAGCGUCUCAGAGCCUGCGACAUUAUCUUGGUCACGGGUCGUCUGCAAGUCGCCGCGUGACAGACGGCACUGCUCUCUGUAGGUCUCUGGUUACCGUCUACCUUUACUUACUGCAUGACCUUUUGUCUAUUUCUUUACACAUCUUGAUGGAGCCACACAGACUGAAGACCACUUUGCAAA